AUGAACAAUCUAUUCCCCCGCAUUGUUGCUCGCGAUGAUAGCAAUGGCGGACUCUCAAACGCCAUGGUAGACCUACUCAUUGCUCUCCUGGUUCUCGUUCUGCUCUCCCUCGCCCUGGUCGGUGGCCUGCUCAUCCUCCGCCGCAAGCGCCAGUCUCGGAACAAAAACUUGCUCCCAGUCUACAAUGGAGAGUCACCCAACAGGCGCCGCCUAACCAUUUCGACGAAUAAAACCGACUCCAUUCUUGUCUAUGAUGAGAAACGCAGCCUCAUGGACAACUCCGACAGCCCCCCACCGAGCCCUGUGCCUGAGAUCCGCAUUACCUUCCCAGAAGAAGAGGAUGCAAGCGGCAAACGCACCUCUGGCCGCGUGGUCGUGGUCCGCAUCAGUGACGCGGGCAGCAUCGGCUUGGAACCGUGCCAUGAGGAUCUUCCGCCCUACCAAAGCACAGACACCGGUCGCUUCCAGUCCCUGGACAUCGAGCGGAUGGGUGGACUGAGGGAGAAAGAGGAGACGAAGACAUACCAUUAA
Penicillium roqueforti is the source of this 531-nucleotide messenger RNA. RefSeq lists its product as uncharacterized. Lineage: Eukaryota; Fungi; Ascomycota; Eurotiomycetes; Eurotiales; Aspergillaceae. The record is from RefSeq and is a predicted model, not a curated record. The coding region runs from base 1 to 531 and encodes 176 amino acids. The transcript has a single exon.